This is a messenger RNA of Didymodactylos carnosus, 1041 nucleotides long. The record is from the annotation of a GenBank genome assembly. Lineage: Eukaryota; Metazoa; Rotifera; Eurotatoria; Philodinida; Philodinidae.
AUGACAAACAAGGUUUUAAUUGUCUGCGGAAUUACAACAAGCGCGGGAGCUAUUGCAGCCAUUAUUAUACCAAUAGCAAUCACCUUCAGUAAAAAAUCGUCAGCGGCGACAACAAAUACAACAACCAAUGCUGUAAUUCUUGCUUAUUGGAAUUUCGAAGGCAAUGGCAAUGACUUAUAUGGUGUUUAUAAUGGAACAAGUAACUGCGGGUCAUGUUCAUACAACACACAAGGAUUCUAUGGUGGCACAUAUUUCUACAUACCUAAUACAAACAAUUAUAUGCAAGUGCCAGCCUCAUCCUAUUUCAAUUUAAACUCUCGAAGUUUCACAUUUGAAGCAUGGAUUUAUUUUUACAGUUUAACGACUGAUCAACCUAUAUUUAGUCAAUGUACAUGCACAACUUGUACAAGUCAGUGUUUAUAUUUUCUUGUUCGAAGUAGUAAAUUGUAUAUGGGCUUUAAUUUCAAUGAUUUAUCGGGGACAACAAGCUUGACUACGGGCAUAUGGUACCAUGUGGCCUUUGUCUAUAACUACGACACGUUUCAACAAAUUAUUUACCUCGAGGGUGUUCAAGAUGCAAUCCGUUAUAGUGUGACGACGCCUUAUCUUGGAACGAAUGGAUCUAUGUAUUUUGGUUCUUUACCAAUUUUAGUAUCGACUUAUUACUACGGUAUCAUAGAUAAUGCAGCAUUGACAACACGUGCUAAAAGUUCAACAGAAAUAUUAACUGACGCAACGCUAGUAUUCUACUUCUCAUUCGAUCAGCCAAAUCCCUACUAUGAUAAUGGUCAAAAUCGUUUAAAUGCAACAGUUACGAACAUUUUAUCAUCUUCCAGUGGAAAGGUGGGGCAAGCCGUUCGCUUUACAAGUACUUCAAGUUAUAUGCAAAUAUGCUGUUUUACCGGGGUUGGUUGGUGGUCUGCUAGACCGUUUACAUUUGCCAUGUGGCUGUACCCGUCAUCUAUAAAGCGUCUGCCCGUUUAUUACGUGGGGAUGACACUAAUGCUUGAUAAAGCUAUGAGAGAACUGUCUACAGAGUAG